Rotaria sordida is the source of this 909-nucleotide messenger RNA. The record is from the annotation of a GenBank genome assembly. Lineage: Eukaryota; Metazoa; Rotifera; Eurotatoria; Philodinida; Philodinidae.
AUGUCCGAUCAUCGAUGGAAAAAUCAGCAAUAUAAUUUUGACAAUUUGGGUCGAGCUCUACUAACACUAUUUGUUCUCGCAUUAAAAGAUGGUUGGAUACCAAGAAUGUAUAAUGAUAUUGAUGCAGUUAGUGUUGAAAUGCAACCAAUAAAGAAUUAUAAUGAAGCAACAUUAAUUUAUUUUAUAUCAUUUAUUCUAAUUGUCCGUUUUUUUCUUCUUAAUAUGUUCGCUGAAGAAGCUCGAAAUAAAGUAAAACAUGCAAAAAAAAUUGAACGUCAACAACGUCUUAUUCGUGAAUUACCAUAUUAUACACGUUUUCCACUAUGGCGUAAAUGUUUGCAUGAUGUAUAUAUUAGUAAAUAUUUUGAUUUAAUUAUUACUGCUAUUAUUAUUCUUAAUGUUGUUACAAUGUCACUUGAAUAUUAUUCUAUGCCAUCUGACUUAUAUAAGUUUCUUGAAUAUUGUAAUUAUGCAUUUACGGUUGUAUUCUUACUUGAAUUUAUAUGGAAAAUUGUUACACUUGGACCAUCACGUUAUUUUAAAGAUAAAUGGAAUCAAUUAGAUUUAUUUAUUGUACUUUUAUCAAUAGCUGGUAUUGUAAUAGACAAAAUGUUAAGUAGACAUAUUCUUCCAAUAAAUCCUAUACUUAUCCUAUUCAAACUACUGAAAAUAGCCACAGGUGUUCGAGCUCUAUUAGAUACUGUUGUUCAUUCUCUUCCACAAAUUGGAAAUUUGGGUCUUCUAUUCUUUCUUUUUUUCUUUAUCUUUACUACACUUGGUGUUGAAUUAUUUGGAAAAUUAGAAUGUAGUGAAGAACAACUAUGUAGUGGUCUUAAUAAACAUGCACAUUUUAAAAAUUUUGGCAUGACUCUUCUUACAUUAUUUCGUAUUGCAACAGGCGAUAAUUAG